Messenger RNA from Chilo suppressalis (striped riceborer), 1047 nucleotides. The record is from the annotation of a GenBank genome assembly. Lineage: Eukaryota; Metazoa; Arthropoda; Insecta; Lepidoptera; Crambidae.
ACCGAACAGGUACACCGAAUGUACAAAGUACAAGUAGAUUUUGUUUGGUUUAAAUUAAAAAUUUAAUGUAUUUGUUUAUUUUUACAUGUUAGUAUUUUCUACAUAAUAUUGAACAAAUUUAUAUGUAUAAAAUGGAAACCAAAGUAGCAGUAGUAACUGGAGCAAACAAAGGUAUUGGAUUCGAAAUUGUGAAAGGAUUAUGUCAAAAGUUUAAUGGAACUGUGUUCCUCACAGCUAGGAACGAAGAAAGAGGUUUACAAGCCGUAAAAAAAUUAGAGGAGCUGGAUCUGCAUCCAAAAUUUCACCAGUUAGAUGUUACAAGUGAAGAGAGCCUGGAAAAAUUUGCUACCCACAUUUCAAGAAAUUAUUCUGGAAUAAAUGUUCUUAUCAAUAACGCCGGCUCUCUUGAUUACGAUAAGUCUGUUUCAACCUACGAUGAAGCUAAAAAAUUGAUUGAUACGAAUUUUAUGAGCUUGUUGAGUGUAUCCAAGAUUUUGUAUCCAUUACUGAGAGAUGAUGCUCGUAUUAUUAACCUUAGCAGUGAUUGGGGGUUGUUAUCAAAUAUACGAAAACAAGUAUGGCUUGACACAUUAGUGAAAGAUAACCUCACAGUUGAUGAAAUCAAAGAUUUUGUGAAUGAUUUUUUACAAGCAGCUAAAAAUGGCAAGAAUGCAUUUGUUUCAUUUGCUGGUCAUUAUGGAGAUUACAAAGUGUCUAAAGUGGCUUUGUCAGCAUUAACUUUUGUGCAACAGAGACAGUUUAAUGAGCAAGGAAAAAAUAUUUCUAUAAAUUGUGUUCAUCCUGGAUUUGUUAAGACUGACAUGACAAAUGGGAUGGGUGAUUUCUCUCCGGAACGUGGUGCCCGUGCACCUUUAUAUUUAGCAUUGGAAGCACCACAAAGCUUGAAAGGUACAUUUGUAUGGCACGAUUGCCACCAAGUCAACUGGGAUGACUAGGAUGUAAUGGUGUAUUAUUGUUGCUGUUACAACCAUGUUACUCUUGUGAUAACAGUGUCACACACUUUAAAAUGUAAUAUAUUGAUUCUUU